UGAGGAUCUACUGACAAAGUGAGGAGCCUAUGAUGUCCGGGUGUCAACUAUGCAGAGAAGAUGAAGCUGGAAGACGUCCUGGUAUUUCAACCAGAUGGAGAAGAAAAGACCACAGAGAAGACAUCACUCAGGUAUGGAUCCGUGUUUUUGCAUGAUUUUUGGAUAUGGUUGGAACCUAUUUGUGGAACAAAUAUAUCACAUUGGAUAUGCCGGCUGAGAAUUGUCGAAGGUUUCAAUAGAGAAGGAUAACAGUUGACUUAGAAGGACGGAUUCACAAUGGCCAAAUUGAUCAAUACGCAUCAUUCUUAUGGUGCUGUCCCAAAGGUUUCCAUCCAAGACAUGGAUGAAGAGAUUAACAAAAUGGAAAAUGGCGAAAGCAGACUUUUAAGUAAAGAUGAAGAAAGUAAUGGUACAAUACACCCAGAGGAUCAUGUAAAAUGCUACAGUAUCUUUGCAAGCAAGAAUCGGGUACAUGCAGUUACUGCAUCCCUACAUCGAAUUUUACACAUUUUAAUUUUUCCUAGUGACCAACAUCUUCCUGGCACGGCUGCAGGCUGUAAUACCAAUAACAGUAACAAUAAGGAGGAGGAAGAAAAAAAGAAGAAGAAAAAAGAGAAAAAAGACAAAUCUGAUCAUAAAAAGGAAAAGAAAAAAGACAAAGAAAAAAAGAAAGACAAAGAAAAAGGCGCAAAAGACAAGAAAGAAAAUAAUAAAGGUGGAGAUAAAGAGAAGGAAAAGGCGAAAGAAAAAGAGAAGGAAAAGGCGAAAGAAAAAGAAAAGGAAAAAGAAAAGGCUGACAAGGAAAAAGAUAAAGAGAAGAAAGAAGAGAAGAAAAAAGACAUAUUUGUUAUUGAUCCAUCAGGAAACUUAUAUUACAAUUGGCUCUUCUGUAUCACAAUGCCGGUUAUGUACAACUGGACCAUGAUAAUAGCAAGGGCUUGUUUUGAUGAGCUCCAGCAGGAUUAUCUAGAAUGGUGGUUCUUUCUUGACUACAUGUCAGAUGCCAUCUAUAUUGCAGAUAUGUUUGUAAGAACAAGAACGGGCUACUUGGAACAAGGUCUUCUGGUGAAAGAUGAAAAGAAACUGAGGGACAUGUAUAAAAAGACUUUACAGUUUAAACUGGAUAUGUUGUCUAUUAUACCAACAGAUAUAUUGUAUUUACAACUUGGACUAAACUAUCCAGAACUCAGGCUUAACAAACUGCUAAGAAUUGCUCGUAUGUUUGAGUUUUUCCAGCGAACUGAAACAAGGACCAACUACCCCAACAUCUUCAGGAUUUCAAACCUAAUCAUGUACAUCGUGAUCAUCAUUCACUGGAAUGCUUGUGUCUACUAUUCCAUUUCUAAGGCAAUAGGAUUUGGAGAGGAUUCUUGGGUUUAUCCUAAUGUGUCAGACCCAGAUUAUGGCCGUCUGGCCAGGAAAUAUGUAUACAGUCUUUAUUGGUCAACACUGACUCUAACUACAAUUGGUGAAACUCCACCUCCUGUGCUAGACUCCGAGUUUUGGUUUGUUGUUGCUGAUUUCUUAGUGGGAGUAUUGAUUUUCGCUACCAUCGUCGGUAAUGUCGGUUCCAUGAUUUCUAACAUGAAUGCAGCCAGAGCAGAGUUCCAGGGAAGGAUUGACGCCAUUAAGCAGUACAUGCAUUUCCGUAAAGUCAGCAAAGACUUGGAAAAAAGAGUGAUUAAGUGGUUUGACUACUUGUGGACAAAUAAGAAAGCAGUCGAUGAAAGAGACGUUUUGAAGUAUCUACCUGAUAAGUUAAGAGCUGAGAUUGCUAUCAAUGUCCAUCUAGACACCCUAAAGAAAGUCAGAAUCUUUGCUGAUUGUGAAGCUGGACUCUUGAUUGAACUUGUGUUAAAGCUACAGCCUCAAGUAUACAGCCCGGGAGAUUACAUCUGCCGGAAAGGAGAUAUUGGGCGAGAAAUGUACAUUAUCAAAGAAGGCAAACUUGCUGUUGUAGCAGAUGAUGGAAUUACACAGUUUGUGGUUCUGAGUGAUGGCAGCUAUUUUGGUGAGAUCAGUAUUCUUAAUAUCAAGGGCAGUAAAGCUGGUAAUAGAAGAACAGCAAACAUUAAGAGUAUUGGAUAUUCGGAUCUUUUCUGUUUGUCCAAAGAUGACUUAAUGGAAGCUCUCACUGAAUAUCCCGAUGCUAAAGCCAUGCUUGAGGAAAAGGGAAGGCAAAUCCUAAUGAAGGAUGGUCUUCUUGACUUAGACAUUGCUAAUUCCGGCGCUGAUCCCAAAGACAUCGAAGAAAAAGUUGCUCACAUGGAAGGCUUGGUUGACAAUCUGCAAACAAAAUUUGCUAGACUGUUGGCAGAGUAUGACUCGACACAACAAAAACUUAAACAGAGGGUGACCAAAAUAGAAAAAAUACUAUCACCAGAUGCUGAAGAACCAGAGGCACCAAAAGAAGAAGCAGAGCCUCCUCCAAAAGAAUAAUUGUGGCUGAGGGAUUUCAUCAUUAAGACUAAUCCUUCACUUACUAUAUCCCUCAAAGUUUGUCAACGGUGACAAUGAACAGUCACAUCACCAAAGACAAUUGUCCAGUUGUGAAUAUUAAUAUAUGUCCUUUAUUUUUAUAGGAUAUAUAUGACUGCACAAAACUGGACAAAGAACUGUUGAGGGGACAUUACACCCUGCGAAAACUUGAACAGUUUCAAAGCACAUUAUAUGUAUUAGCAUUUUCUUAAAAAAAUAGUUUUCUGAAAGAAAGAAAAAAAUAAACAGUUGAGUAGAUCUAUCACAGAAGUAUCUAUCACAGAUUGUAUGCAAUGGAAUACACAAUUAAUUGACCGUGUAAAUAGAAGAAAUAACAAAAAUGAACAUAAAGGUUACACAGUCACAUGCCCAUCAAAUUCAGUCUAUAAAUGAUUAUAUAUAAUUUAUUGUUUAUGUAUAACCCUCAAUGCCAAUUUUCAUUAGAUUAGCAUCUCACCCUAUUUUUGUAUUUCAUUUUUAUUAUCUGUGAUGGGGUAGAGCAUUUCUGAACUUGACUACUCUAACUAUAAGUAACCCUUUCCUUUUGAUUUCUAAUAUGCCUUUCCUUCACAAAUAAAGACUG
Molecule: messenger RNA, 3061 nt
Organism: Hyla sarda
Lineage: Eukaryota; Metazoa; Chordata; Amphibia; Anura; Hylidae
Gene: CNGA1
Product: cyclic nucleotide gated channel subunit alpha 1
Exons: 10
Coding region: 277-2439 (720 amino acids)
Biological process (GO): monoatomic cation transmembrane transport
Cellular component (GO): intracellular cyclic nucleotide activated cation channel complex; plasma membrane
Molecular function (GO): intracellularly cGMP-activated cation channel activity; cGMP binding; intracellularly cAMP-activated cation channel activity
Source: RefSeq, a predicted model, not a curated record